AUGUUUUUAGUCUAAAUCUUCAGAUGCAUACGUCAAUUUUUUAAGUUUGAGAAAAUCGAAACCAGUAAAGCCGAAUUGAGACAUGAAUGUAGAACUCGGAAGUACUUAUCUAUUCUGUGACGUAGAUUAAAUAACCUAGCGAGUAGAGAGAAUGAAACCAAAAUACCAAAAAAAUACUUAAAAUUUUUGAAUUGGAGCGACUGACUGCAGAUAUGAAAUUAGCCAUCCCAGAAUUUUGCAAAUCUUCAUUUUUCAAAAGAGGAUUGCCUUUUUUCAUUAUAUGUAUAGGAGGCUCAUUUGGACUGAAAGGCUUCACUUCACUGAGAUAUGAAUAUUCUAACAAGAGUUCAAUUUCCCGUGAGGAUUUUGAAAAAGAAGGUAUUAAGAUGAAGCCACCCACAGAGGUGACAUUAGAAGCCGAAUAUGAAAAAUUGCAGACAAUGGAUAUUGAUAAUUGGGAAAACGUAAGGGGUCCAAGACCAUGGGAAGAAGGAAGUAUAGAGGAAAAUAGAACACGAUCUAAAAAGUGAUUUUAUGUAUUCAUAAAGAAUUUGACAUCUAGAUCAAAACAAUUAAAUUAAUUCCUUUUUAACAAUGUACAUUGAUAAUAGUUGGUUGUAUAAUAAAUAAUUGUUGAUUUGAACGAA
Molecule: messenger RNA, 647 nt
Organism: Coccinella septempunctata (seven-spotted ladybird)
Lineage: Eukaryota; Metazoa; Arthropoda; Insecta; Coleoptera; Coccinellidae
Gene: l(3)neo43
Product: cytochrome c oxidase assembly protein COX16 homolog, mitochondrial
Exons: 2
Coding region: 213-530 (105 amino acids)
Biological process (GO): mitochondrial respiratory chain complex IV assembly
Cellular component (GO): mitochondrial inner membrane
Source: RefSeq, a predicted model, not a curated record